Scylla paramamosain (green mud crab) is the source of this 2355-nucleotide messenger RNA. RefSeq names its product probable E3 ubiquitin-protein ligase HERC4. The record is from RefSeq and is a predicted model, not a curated record. The transcript is spliced from 9 exons. NCBI's taxonomy places the organism in Eukaryota, Metazoa, Arthropoda, Malacostraca, Decapoda, Portunidae. The coding region runs from base 765 to 1160 and encodes 131 amino acids.
CGUAAAUAUGGCGGACGUGACGUCAUCAGCCGCCUUCAUCCGGGGACCGAGACCCUGGACCUUCCCUCCUCCCAGUGCCCUUCCAUUAGUAUUUAGUGUUAUUUCCUAUAUUUUCCAGCUGUUUUCAUGCAUAGAGAAGAAUAGAAAGAGGAGGAAAGAAGGAGAAAUGAAGAAGGAGGAGGAAGAAGAGGGAAGGGAAGGAGGAAGAGGAGAAGGAAAAGAAGAAAUAUUAAGAAAAGAUUUUCACUGAAUUUCCAGCGUUUUAAAGAGGAGGAAGGGGAAGAGAGGAGGAUGAGGGUGAGGAAGACGAGGAAGAGGAAGAGGAUUAAAUUUCUUUCAUCUUUCUUAGACAGUCCUCAGGAUGUCAACAUUGUAUAAUGGUACAGUGUUGAGACAGGGACGAUCGCGUUAUAAUUCACUAAUUGAGGUUACUUUUGAUAAAUAAACAACUAGUACGGAGUCUUUUAAGUAUUUUACAUUAUCUUAUACCGGAAAAUAUUAAGGAAAAGUGGCGUAAAUAAGAAAAAAAAGGCAAAGAUUAGAGAUGUGGGAUUUUAUAACUUGUGGUAUCUUAAAAUACUAGUAUAAGAUAAACCCUAUGCAAAACGAAUAAUAUAACCUUUAUUAAUCAUCAUAACCUAGAAAACCGAUAAAUAUAUAUAUAAAAACCAGUGUAAUUAGUAAAAAACAAAAAAACUGUCCCUUGGAAGUGAGACGGCCCACAGAGUCGCGCCAAAAACGUGGAUCUACAGGCCAGGCAUCUUAUGUUUAACCAGGUGUACAAGGUGCUGGCUUUCAAGGGCUCCUCCACACCUACAGACACACGCACACACCACCAGAUACAGGAAGAAUUAAUUGAUGAGCUACAGAACUACACCAUCGUUCAGGUGGCAGCCGGAGACCAGCACUCUCUUGCUCUCACCUCCUGGGGCCUGAUCUACGCACGGGGUGACAAUGGGUACGGUGAGCUUGGCGUCAACUCCUGCGACAGUCACACCGCCACACGCAAGCUUGUCAAGAGUCUGGCCAGGAAGGUGACAGUGCAGCUGGCCUGUGGCGCCAACCACACCCUUGCCUUGACUGCUGAUGGUGACAAAAUACCUUCGGCCAGUUGGCACUUAGACACUGACAGGGGCCCCAGAAGGACCCUGCCCUGGUGACCUCCUUGGCUGGCACCCUCUUAGUCCUGCUGGCCGCUGCGGGUCACCACUCUGCUGCCGUGACCCAGGCCGGCUACCUGCUGUUGUGGGGGUCAAACAAGCAGGGUCAACUGGGCUAUACUCCCAAGGGUGAUCCUCUUGUUAGUGACACCCCAGCGUUGGUGCCGAAUUUGGCCUCUUAUUCUGAACCAAUUGGGUAUGUGGCACUUGGAGAGAGCCACACAGCGGCACUCGACUCUUUAGGGAAGUCUUUCAGCGUGUCAUGCCCGCUCAGUUCACUUCACCAGUAGCAGCGGUGGUGAGAGGUCAAGGUGCAGGUCUUGUGGCUUGACGCAGCUCUUGAAGGAAUUAAAUGGCUCCUCCUUGGCCAAUCAGCACCGAGGCAGAGUUGAUUGAUAUACAGGUGUGAAUUCAGCUGCCUCCUCGCUGUUCCCGUUGCCAGGAUACCAUGUGAUCGAGGCAGUGUUGGGGAAGGUGAAAUUAUGCAUCAGGUGUGACGUGUGCUGCUUCACUCCAUCCCAUGAACAGUUGCCCACAGGAAUCUCUACCACAUCAGGCCUGACAUACUUCAUUGUGAUCAGGGAGUCGAGUUUCAUCAGGAAGAGAGGCUGUGUCACUACCUGUAAGCCUGACGAGGUGUUUAAUCAGGAAGAGGGGCCGAGUCUUGCUACCUGUAAGCCUGACAAGAGGAGUCAAGGAAUUUUUCAUUGCAAUCAAGGAAGAGUCAAGUUGUAAGAAGAUUGUAAGGCAAGAAUUUUAAGCAGGAAUAAUUGUCAAGCAGUUAACAGCAGGAAGAAUGCAGCGAGAAAAGGGUACAAGAGUUUUCAAGUAAGAAGAUUGUAAGGCAAGAAUUUUAAGCAGGAAAAAGUAAGGUAAGAAUUUUAAGGAAUAAUUGUCAAGCAGUUAACAGCAGGAAGAAUGCAGCGAGAAAAGGGUACAAGAGUUUUCAAGUAAGAAGAUUGUAAGGCAAGAAUUUUGAGCAGGAAGGAUAUUGUUAAGCAGUUUAGCAGCAGGAAGAGUCCCUUCAAGCUGUUGGUGGGAGUGACAAGCAUCCUUCAGGACUUGCAAAGGCUGAAGUCCUCAACACUAGUCUCACUCAAGUUGACACAGGAGCUCUCUGACACAAGGAAAACAAAUCAUUUAUCCUAUUGUGUAUUUAUUAAACUUUUGUGAUUAAACAAUAAUGAUUAAACAA